Messenger RNA from Mastomys coucha (southern multimammate mouse), 1135 nucleotides. RefSeq names its product CD209 antigen-like protein B. NCBI's taxonomy places the organism in Eukaryota, Metazoa, Chordata, Mammalia, Rodentia, Muridae. The transcript has 10 exons. The record is from RefSeq and is a predicted model, not a curated record. Bases 45 to 1043 code for a protein of 332 amino acids.
UUAGAGAACAUCAGGAGAUAAAAGCUGUGGUCUCCAGUAUUCUCAUGCACCAGGGGACAGCGGUGACCAUGAGUGACUCCACAGAAGCCAGGAUGCAGCCUCUUAGUUCCAUGGAGGAUGACGAGUUGAUGGUCAGUGGCAGCAGGUAUUCUAUUAAAAGCUCCAGACUACGACCAAAUUCUGGAAUCAAGAGUUUGGCAGGAUGCCCAGGACGCAGCCAAGUCCCCUUGGUCCUGCAGCUGCUCUUCUUCCUGUUCUUGGCCGGGCUUCUGCUGAUCAUUCUUUUCCAAGUCUCCAAAACCCCAAACACCCAGGGGCAGGAGGAACCCAAGCAAGAGAAGAUCCUCAAGGAACUGACCCAGCUGACAGAUGAGCUUAUGUCCAUCUCCCAAAGGCAGAAUGAGUCCAUGCAAGAGAAGACCUCUGAGCAAUUGAUCCAGCUGAAGACUGAACUCCUGUCCAGGAUCCCUGUCUCCCACAGGCAGAAUGAGUCCAUGCAAGAGAAGAUCUCUGAGCAACUGAGGCAGCUGAAGGCUGAAAUCUUUUCCAAGAUCCCCAGCUUCCCGGUACAGGAUGAUUCUAAGCAGGAGAAGAUCUACCAACAGCUGGUACAGAUGAAGACUGAGCUCCUCCGCCUGUGUCGACUCUGCCCCUGGGAAUGGACAUUCCUCUUAGGAAACUGUUACUUCUUCUCCAAGUCCCAGCGGAAUUGGAAUGAUGCCGUCACAGCUUGCAAAGAAGUGAAUGCUCAACUAGUCAUCAUCAAUAGUGAUGAAGAGCAGACCUUCCUACAGCAGACUUCUAAGGCUAAAGGAGCAACCUGGAUGGGCCUGUCAGACCUGAAGAAGGAGGCCACGUGGCUCUGGGUAGAUGGUUCUACUCUGUCAUCCAGAUUCCAGAAAUAUUGGAACAGAGGGGAGCCCAACAACGUCGGUGAAGAAGACUGUGUCGAAUUUGCUGGGGAUGGCUGGAAUGACUCUAAAUGUGAACUCAAAAAGUUCUGGAUCUGCAAGAAGUCUGCAACCCCGUGCAGUGAAGGCUAGCGCAUCUCAGCGUCUACCUUCAUGCUACUCUGCCAAGUGGAUGGACGUGCCUUGGUUUCAUGCUGGCUCCUACUCCCUGCCACAUGGCCUCA